Molecule: messenger RNA, 372 nt
Organism: Gloeophyllum trabeum ATCC 11539
Lineage: Eukaryota; Fungi; Basidiomycota; Agaricomycetes; Gloeophyllales; Gloeophyllaceae
Exons: 2
Coding region: 1-372 (123 amino acids)
Source: RefSeq, a predicted model, not a curated record
AUGUCGGACGCGAACAAGCUCAAUACGCGCUUUGCGAAGCUAAACGAUACAAACUAUGGGACAUGGGCAAUCCGAAUGGAGGCGAUUAUGAUACGGAUGGGGAUGGAUGAGGUGAAGGCGGGUGCGAAGCUGCAGGAGGUGGGCAUGGCCAUGGUGGCAUUCGAGGCAAAGAAGUCCAAGCGCAACGCAAAGAAAAUGCAAGAGGCGCGCGUCGAACUCAUCCUCACUGUCGAAGAUUCGCAGCUCGCUCACAUGCGUUCGGCGGAUCCGAUGGACAUUUGGAUGAUGCUUGCGCAAGUUCACCGUGCUCUUGGCUUCGCUCAGCCGAUGCUCCCCGGCAUCCCCGGCAUGGAGAUCCAAAUCGAGAUUUGA